CUUCAUCCUGAAACCAUGGGUUUGUUAGAGUGCUGCGCCAGGUGCCUGGUGGGAGCCCCCUUUGCCUCCCUGGUAGCUACAGGGCUCUGUUUCUUGGGAGUAGCCCUGUUUUGCGGCUGUGGCCAUGAAGCGCUCACGGGCACUGAGCACCUGAUCGAGACCUACUUUUCCAAAAACUACCAGGACUACGAGUACCUGGUGGACGUGAUCCACGAUUUCCAAUACGCCAUUUACGGAAUUGCCGGUUUCUUCUUCCUCUUCGGAGCCCUCCUCCUGGCCGAAGGCUUUUACACCACCGGCGCUGUCAGGCAGAUCUUUGGCGACUACAAGACCACCAUCUGUGGCAAGGGCCUCAGCGCUACGUUUGUGGGCAUCACUUACGUCUUGGCCGUCCUUUGGCUUCUGGUCCUGGCCUGCUCUGCUGUCCCUGUCUAUGUCUACUUCAGCACCUGGACCACCUGCAACUCCAUCGCCAACCCCACCAAGACCUCAGCAAGUAUUGGCAACCUAUGUGCUGAUGCCAGAAUGUAUGGUGUGCUGCCCUGGAACGCAUCUCCGGGAAGAGUCUGUGGCCAAAGUCUCCUCUCCAUCUGCAAGACUGCUGAGUUCCAGAUGACCUUUCAUCUCUUUAUCGCCGCAUUCGUGGGGGCUGCCGUUACUCUUGUGGCCCUGCUCACAUUCAUCAUUGCUGCCACCUACAACUUUGCAGUCCUCAAACUGAUGGGAAGAGGCACAAAGUUUUAAGCAUGAGCGAAAGAAGAGAGCCAUUACCUUCACCAGAUGCUCUUCCUCCUCUAACUACCAGGCUUUAACCCAACCAGGCAGUCACGCUGCACCAGGCCUCCGCCUCCUUUAACGCCACCUGACUGCC
Molecule: messenger RNA, 871 nt
Organism: Protobothrops mucrosquamatus (brown spotted pit viper)
Lineage: Eukaryota; Metazoa; Chordata; Lepidosauria; Squamata; Viperidae
Gene: PLP1
Product: proteolipid protein 1
Exons: 7
Coding region: 16-744 (242 amino acids)
Biological process (GO): central nervous system myelination; axon development
Cellular component (GO): myelin sheath; plasma membrane
Molecular function (GO): structural constituent of myelin sheath
Source: RefSeq, a predicted model, not a curated record